AUGGUAUCACUGGACCUGAGCCCCCGAAGCGACAUCAGCAAAACAAAACUAGAUGAUUGCCCGCUGUUGAGAGAUUUAACAGGCUUCCAACUUAACUUUCAUGAGGUAACUGAAGCUGAUCUGCAGGCUUCCCCCAAGCACAUCCUGUUUCACCCUUCUGCAUUCCAGCAUGGUACACUUCUUGUGUCUGACCUGCUAUUGCUCUGCUGCUUUGACCUUUGUUUCCUUGUGCCAUGUGCAAUAUCUUUUAUUCCUUUCUGUGCCAUAACGAAUUUCCAUCCUUUGUCUGAUAGUAGCAGAACUAUGAUACUUCGCCCUUAUUUCCAUGCAUUGCCACUCUAUCAUUCUGAGCUCCAAAACUGGAGGAAAUAUCUGGAAUUUGAGAUCUCUGAAGGUCACCACAACCGUAUAGUGACUUUAUAUGAGCGUUGUUUGGUGGCCUGCGCACAUUACGAGGAGUUCUGGCUAUCUUAUGCAAAAUAUAUGGAAAAUAUUUCAGUGGAAGAAACAAGCUCAAUAUUUCAGCGAGCUUGUCAGAUCCACUUACCAAAGAAACCAACUCUAAAUUUCGAAUGGGCUAUGUUUGAAGAAAAGCAUGGGAAUCUAGAUUCUGCACGUUCCAUCCUCUGUGACCUAGAAACGCAAGUUCCUCGCCUGGCUAUUGUGCGCAUGAAGAGGGUGAACUUGGAGCGAAGGAACGGAAACCUGGAGGAGGCAGAGCGGCUCUUGCAGGAAGCUGUAGAAAAGAGUUUAGGAACUGAAUUGGCAGCCUUUUACUCUAUAAAGCUGUCUCGAUUUCUUCUGAAAUCUCGAGAAGAGCUUGAGAGGGCUAAAGAAGUAGUCAUUCAAGCUUUGAAAGAAGAACCGGUGAGAAAGGGAGUCAAUCACUGGGAAAUGCAAACGCUUUUUUUAGAUUUGGUAUAGAUCGAUUGUUUUCAACACUUUGGUAAUGCUGAAUGAUUUCCCUGUAAUAUUUUAUAUUCUUAAAAGGUAUCCAGUAAUCAUUCAUCUGCAUGCGCUGCAAUGCUUUCAAGGUAAUGAAUAUAUCUCUCUCUAUAUAUAUAUAUGACUUAUCCCAUAAUCAUAUAGUGUAGGUCCAGCACUCAUAUUAUGCAACUGAUAAUGUCUCCCGUCACUAAGUUAGUAGAAACAUUACUCGCAGAGUUUAAAAUCUCCUAUAAAAUG
Pelobates fuscus (common spadefoot toad) is the source of this 1185-nucleotide messenger RNA. Its product is annotated as pre-mRNA-processing factor 39-like. Gene Ontology annotation, molecular function: protein binding; pre-mRNA 5'-splice site binding. Gene Ontology annotation, biological process: RNA processing; mRNA 5'-splice site recognition. The transcript has 6 exons. The record is from RefSeq and is a predicted model, not a curated record. NCBI's taxonomy places the organism in Eukaryota, Metazoa, Chordata, Amphibia, Anura, Pelobatidae. Gene Ontology annotation, cellular component: U1 snRNP; U2-type prespliceosome; commitment complex. The coding region runs from base 1 to 924 and encodes 307 amino acids.